AUGAGUGAGAAUCAAAAGCCAGUACAAGUGAAGCUCGUCCUUCUUGGGGAAGCAGCCGUUGGAAAAUCAUCCGUCGUUCUGAGGUUCGUUCAAAAUGAUUUCCAGGAGUACAAAGAGCCUACGAUUGGUGCAGCAUUCUUGACCCAAAAGUGUAGAUUAGAGGAUAAAGUGAUUAAAUUUGAGAUAUGGGAUACUGCUGGUCAGGAAAGGUUUAGGAGUUUGGCACCAAUGUACUACCGUAACGCUCUCUCUGCUGUAGUCGUUUACGAUAUAACUUCAUCAUCCAGCUUCGACAAGGCAAAGAGUUGGGUUAAGGAACUCCAACGACAGGCCUCUCCAAAUGUCAUUAUAGCCCUUGUCGGUAACAAGCUUGACUUGGUUGAGAAAUCUGAGGAGAAUGAGGAUUAUUUAGAUGACGUAGCAUCAUUCGAUCAAAACGCAGUCUCAGAACCAAGCCAAACUCAUUCAAGGGCCAUCUCACGUGAUGAAGCUCAAGCUUACGCUGAAGAGAGCAAUCUUCUCUUCUUUGAAACAUCCGCAAAGACUAGUGAAGGCGUUGUUGAAGUUUUUACUGAAAUUGCAAAGAAGAUUCCACAUGAGCAGAUCCUCAAUUCCACUAAAUCCAGAGCCCAGGAUCAAUCACAGCAGAACAACGUAAGCCUCAACUCAACCGAGAACCAACCAAAGCAAGUCGGAGACAAUUGUGCCUGUUGA
Molecule: messenger RNA, 714 nt
Organism: Wallemia ichthyophaga EXF-994
Lineage: Eukaryota; Fungi; Basidiomycota; Wallemiomycetes; Wallemiales; Wallemiaceae
Product: Ras-related protein Rab-5C
Exons: 3
Coding region: 1-714 (237 amino acids)
Molecular function (GO): GTPase activity; GTP binding
Source: RefSeq, a predicted model, not a curated record